Gigantopelta aegis is the source of this 1220-nucleotide messenger RNA. RefSeq names its product putative methyltransferase C9orf114. The record is from RefSeq and is a predicted model, not a curated record. Gene Ontology annotation, cellular component: kinetochore; spindle pole centrosome; mitotic spindle. Gene Ontology annotation, molecular function: miRNA binding. Gene Ontology annotation, biological process: miRNA processing; maintenance of centrosome location. NCBI's taxonomy places the organism in Eukaryota, Metazoa, Mollusca, Gastropoda, Neomphalida, Peltospiridae. The coding region runs from base 18 to 1178 and encodes 386 amino acids. The transcript has 11 exons.
UAAUAGAGGUUUCAAGUAUGGCGUCUUUGCAGAAACAGACGAACACCGACGGAGAAAAUAAUUAUGAAAAACCUGGCAUGCCGAGAACACCCAAAGAAUGGAAGAAAUGGAAAGAAGAAAGAAAAACAGUCAAAAGAAAAUGGAAAGAAGAAAAGUUAAUCAAAACACUGGAAAAAGAAAUCACUCGAGAGAAAGACAAGGAAGCGAAAAAACUGAAAGAGGAUGAUGAUAAAAGAACAAAAGAGAAGAAAGGUCGGCCCUAUACAGUUUCUAUUGCUCUGCCCGGCUCCAUACUGGACAAUGCUCAGUCACCGGAAUUGAGAACGUACCUGGCAGGACAGAUUGCUAGGGCAGCUGUUGUGUUCAGUGUUGAUGAGAUCAUCAUAUUUGAUGAAACUGGAUGCACACAGAAGUCUACUGAGGGAGAUUUUGACGGUAUCGGCAAGAAGGGACAGGCUAAUGUACAGUUGGCAAGAAUUCUCCAGUACCUUGAGUGUCCACAGUAUCUGCGGAAAUCUUUCUUUCCACAACACAAAGACCUGCAGUAUGCUGGUAUUUUAAAUCCCCUUGACUGUCCGCACCACAUGAGAACUUCUGAAGACUGCAUAUUUCGAGAAGGAGUGGUGCUCGACAAACCUGUCAAACCGGGCAAAGGGUCCUUUGUUAAUGUUGGCUUGCAGAAGGAGGUUCAGAUAGAUCGAGAACUGAGGGCCGGUGUUAGGGUCACAGUGAAGUUGGACACUACCCAAGAAGAUAAAAAAAUGCGAAAAGGAACCGUUGUAGCACCAAGCACACCGCGCACGUCCGCCGGUCUCUACUGGGGCUACUCGGUCCGUCUGGCCCUCAGUCUAGGGGCGGUGUUCUCAGAGUGCCCCUACAAACACGGCUACGAUCUGACGGUGGGGACGUCAGACAAAGGCACAUCAGUGGAUGAUGUGGCAUUCUCAAGAUUCAGACACGCGUUGAUCGUGUUUGGUGGGGUGAAUGGUCUCGAGUCAAGUCUGGAGUUUGACGAAGCUCUCGGAGUUGACGACCCCAGCCUGCUGUUUAAACAUUAUCUCAACUCGUGUCCUGGGCAGGGCAGUCGCACAAUACGCACAGAGGAAGCCAUUUUGAUAACACUUUCUGCUGUGAGACCUCGAUUCCACAGUGCUAUCAAGAAACUGGAUACAUCAUAGUAGUUCUUGUUAUUACUUUGUGCAAUAAACAUUAUUUUAUAA